Molecule: messenger RNA, 237 nt
Organism: Prunus armeniaca (apricot)
Lineage: Eukaryota; Viridiplantae; Streptophyta; Magnoliopsida; Rosales; Rosaceae
Source: the annotation of a GenBank genome assembly
AUGAAGAACCUGAAUAAGACCAAGGAAGAUCUUAUCCCGUGUGGCGUGGCCAUGAGCGGCUUUGUCGGUAACAAGCCCAAAACCAUUGCAAUAUUGCCAUUGAAAAUAACUGUGUACGAUCAGACAAGAGUUAAGGCCUUUUAUGUUGUGGAGUCGAAUGUGGACUACAAACAUAUUGCUUGGCGGAGACGGGCAAAAGUGUCAACCCUAGCUCACGGAACAUACAAGUGUUAUUGA